AGAUCAACCCAUACCAAGGUUAAUAUACCCAUGAUCAGCCGACCAGCUUACCAUCAACAAACAUACGCACAGCCACAAUGUCAGCAAUAAUCCGGCUCCGCCCAAACCGCAUCGUCCUGACAUCGGAUGAAGUACACAACCUGAAUCCCCGUAAUGCAAACGCCAACGGUAACGGUUCCACUCCAUCCCCAGCCGCGACACUAGCGUGGGACCACAAUAUCACCCGGCGACGUGCCCGAGCGAGAGCGUCCCGUAAGUACUGUGCUGAGGCGCUAGACUUGCACGCACCGGAAUUGAAGGAAGGCAGUGAUGGAAGUGUGGAGAUUCUUGAAGAUGAGGAUGUGAGGCCGGGAUGGGGUGGUGGUGGGGAAGUGGGAGAAGGAGGAGCCGGGGAAGAGGUGGUGUUGGAAGGGAGUGGAGAUAUUUUGGUUUUGCCAUUCGAAGACGUUGGCGUGAGGGGAGUGCAGGUGGGGGAGGAGGAGGAGGGAAGGGUUCAACGUACCGACUCGGACAGUGACAGUGCCAGCCCCAGGGCAAGUGGUAGCGGCAGCAGUGAUCCUACCUUCUUUGCCCCAGGGGCUGGAGAAGUAGACGACGCAUCACAUGAUUUUAUUGACAUUGCAUACCUCGCAGACGUGGAUUUCGAUCUGCCGGAUUCUCCACUGCCUAGUCCUCCGACUAUAGAAGCAUACCUAGACGGCGCCACAGCCGCUCUGGCGUCUCUGGAUAUCUCAUCCCCAGCCACCACAACCGCAGGCGCAAAAACUCCAACUUCGCUCCGCCGCUUUGCAGAACGUGAAUCUUCGUCGCCGGGGGAUGGAGUCUCAGGCUUGUCCCCGAGACAUAAGGCCGUUGAGAGGAAAAGAUUGGCAAGGUAUAGGGAUAGAAGCCACUCUGGAAAGGGUGCCCGCUUGCGCAGAUCUAGGACUGCGGGCGGAGGAUUCGAUGGGGAUGAUGAGAAGAGCGAUAGCGAUAAUGACGAGAGUUCAGAUGAUCGCAACGAAGAUGGCGCUAGCUCUAUCGGUGAAGGGGAAGAUAAGAAAGGAACCGCGGGUGUGGACGCUAGCACUCAGGAGGAAAAAGUGGAGGCUGGAGAGUCUGCUAUGUCUGCCUCCGAGAGAAGGGAGGGUAACGCUGCUACUACUGGUACUUGUACCAGAAAUUUCAGGUAG
Tuber melanosporum (Perigord truffle) is the source of this 1172-nucleotide messenger RNA. RefSeq lists its product as uncharacterized. The record is from RefSeq and is a predicted model, not a curated record. The transcript has a single exon. NCBI's taxonomy places the organism in Eukaryota, Fungi, Ascomycota, Pezizomycetes, Pezizales, Tuberaceae. Bases 78 to 1172 code for a protein of 364 amino acids.